AUGCUCCAAGCUAGCACCUUCGGGCUGUUAGCCACGGCGGUGAUGGCUCACGCAAUCUCACUUGGCGAAGUCUGCACCCUGUCUCAUGCCAAAAAUGCCGUCCCAAGCCAAGACUUCCUUCCGGGUCUCAAUACCACCAACUCGGUUGUCACCGCGAAUCCGGUCUACAACGUCUCUGUUUCCGAUGAGGCAUACUAUCCCGAUGCUACGUUCGAGUAUUGCAAUGUGACGAUGACAUACUCACACAAUGGCAAAGAUGACAAUGUCUUGCUCAACUUCUGGCUUCCCUCGCCCGAGGAAUUCAAAAACCGCUGGGUUUCCACCGGUGGCUUUGGCUUCGCAAUCAACGUGGAGUCAACUCUUCCCGGCGGUGUCAUUUACGGAGCAGCAACUGGGCGAACAGACGGUGGCUUUGGAGGAUUUGAUACUAGCUUCGAUGACGUUUUCCCUCUCGUGAAUGGGACCUCCAACCAGGAUGCGCUGUACAUGUUCGGUUACCAGGCACACCAUGAAAUGUCCUCGAUAGGCAAAGCUUUUACCAAGAAGUUCUACAGCCUGACCGAUGCGAACAAGCUAUACGCCUACUACCAAGGCUGCUCCGAGGGCGGCCGUGAAGGCUUCAGUCAAGUACAGCGCUUCCCGGAGGAGUGGGAUGGCGCAGUCAUUGGAGCCCCUGCUAUCCGCUAUGGACAGCAACAGGUCAACCACUUGUUCCCGCAGGUGGCUCAACAGACCUUGAACUAUACCCCACCGUAUUGCGAGCUUGAGAGAAUAGUGAACCUCACAAUUGCCGCGUGCGAUCCUCUUGAUGGGAAAAAGGAUGGCGUUGUCAGCCGUACCGAUCUUUGUAGACUUCAAUUCGACUUCAAUUCCACGAUUGGGGAGAGCUAUGAAUGUGCUGCCACCUCUGCAGUCAAUUUAAACAAGAGACAGAUGCCUUCCCCAGCGACCCCUGCCCAAAAUGGAACAGUCACAGCCGAGGGCGCAGCUCUCGCGAGUACGAUCUACAAUGGACUUCAUGACAGCGAUGGUCGCCGUGCAUACUUCUGGUACCAGCUUGGAUCGGAGAUGUCGGAUGCUGAAACCCAGUAUGACUUUACCACUGGAAAAUGGGAAAUCGACAUCUCGGAGCUCGGUGGUGAGUGGGUGGCCCGCGGACUGCAGCUCCUGGAGUUGGACAACCUCUUUUCUCUGGAAAAGGUCACCUACGACACCCUGCGAGACUGGAUGUUGGAAGGCUGGCAGCGAUACGAAGAUGUGCUGCAAACCACCUGGCCCGAUCUCAGUCCUUUUGAAGAAGCCGGUGGGAAGAUCAUUUCCUAUCACGGUGAAUCGGAUAAUAGCAUUCCCCCAGCCUCCUCCGUUCACUUCCACGAGUCAGUUCGGUCCACAAUGUAUUCCAACUUGAGUUUCCACGAGAGCACCAACGCCCUGAGCGACUGGUAUCGCUUAUUCCUGGUCCCAGGAGCCUCACACUGCAAUACCAACAGUCUUCAGCCGAAUGCUCCUUUCCCGCAAACCAGCCUCGGUUCUUUGAUUGAUUGGGUCGAACGUCAAGAAGUCCCUGUCACACUGAACUCCACCAUUCUGAGUGGCGAUAACAAGGGUGUUCACCAGCAGCUAUGCGCAUGGCCUUUGCGUCCUCUUUGGAAGGUUAAUGGUACGAGCAUGGACUGUGUGUUCGAUCAGGAGUCAUUUGAUACUUGGAUCUAUGACCUCGAUGCCUACGCAUUACCGGUUUAUUAG
Molecule: messenger RNA, 1746 nt
Organism: Penicillium olsonii
Lineage: Eukaryota; Fungi; Ascomycota; Eurotiomycetes; Eurotiales; Aspergillaceae
Source: the annotation of a GenBank genome assembly